ACCUCUCUCUCUCUCUCUGCCAGCUUUGUUUGUUUAUAUAUAUCAUCUCAGCUUCUAUUCCUUCAUUUGCAUGUCUUGACUCUCUCUCUCUGUCUCUCUCACUCAGGGGUUGGUUUUGCAUGGAUGGACCCUUCAAAUGCUCAACACCAGGCCAUGGGUGCUGAAUCACUGGAAGAUGUAUUGGUAUGCCCCAAACCCCAGCAAGAAAGGAGGCUGAGACCCCAACCAGAACAAGCUCUCAAGUGCCCAAGGUGUGACUCCACCAACACCAAGUUCUGCUACUACAACAACUACAGCCUCUCACAGCCAAGGUACUUUUGCAAGGCUUGUAGGAGGUAUUGGACUAAAGGAGGUUCGUUGAGGAAUGUUCCUGUUGGAGGAGGCUGUAGGAAAAACAAGAGGUCCUCCUCUUCGAAAAGGACACAAGAUCAAGGUCUCACCACAACAGCCAACAACUCCAAUCCACUCCUUCCUAAUCUCCCAUCCCUAACAUAUGACUCCAAUGACCUCAGCCUUGCCUUUGCAAGGCUCCACAAACAACCUACAAGGCAGUUGGGUAUGGAUGACCAUGACACUUCCAUUUUGGGAAAUACCAACAUCAUGCAUCCAGAUAUUUUAGGACACCACAAUGCCAAUACUACCCCUGGCUUCCUUGAUGCUUUGAGGGGUGGCUUUCUUGAUGCUCCUAAUGCAUUUCAUAAUUUCUAUUAUGGGUUUGGGAAUGGAAACAUGGGGGAUGUGGAAUGUGGUGUUGGUGUUGGUGGUGGUGGUGGUGAGGUGGUUUUCCCUUUUGAGGAAAUGGGUUGUGCACCAACCACAGCAACAACAACAACAACAACAAAUAUAGUAAAACAAGAGCCAUGCAAAGGUAGAGAUGGGGAGAGUAGGGUGUCUUGGGGCAUGCAAUGGCAGCUUGGAGGAGAUGGAAACAUGCUUGUUGCUGAUUCAGGAAGAGAUUACUGGAGUGGUAUUGGUUCUUCUUGGCAUGGUCUCAUGAACAGCUCUCUUGUGUAGAAUUUUUGCUCGUCUAGUAUUCUCAUACGUUGGGACACACUCUCUCUUUGGUGUUCAAGAGACUGCUAUUCUCUUUUCAUCCAUUGUGUUUGUAACCUCUCUCUCUCUCUCUCUCUCUCUCUCUCUCUCUCUGGGAAUGGGGCUGAUACAUUAUAAAAUACUAAUGGAGUUUUGAGAUUUGUUUUUUAACCGAGGAAGGAAUGUGAAUGUGUUGGAUGAGUGUCCUGCUUUUUCUA
Molecule: messenger RNA, 1250 nt
Organism: Magnolia sinica
Lineage: Eukaryota; Viridiplantae; Streptophyta; Magnoliopsida; Magnoliales; Magnoliaceae
Product: dof zinc finger protein DOF3.2-like
Exons: 2
Coding region: 124-1014 (296 amino acids)
Biological process (GO): regulation of DNA-templated transcription
Molecular function (GO): DNA binding; DNA-binding transcription factor activity
Source: RefSeq, a predicted model, not a curated record